Molecule: messenger RNA, 1604 nt
Organism: Durio zibethinus
Lineage: Eukaryota; Viridiplantae; Streptophyta; Magnoliopsida; Malvales; Malvaceae
Source: RefSeq, a predicted model, not a curated record
UCCUUUAUGAAUAUCUGUUUUUGUUUAUGUUGUUAAAGUGGUAACAGCAUCCUACCUCAGUCUAGUGAUCUUUAAGAAAAGCACUACAGGUAAGCAUUCUCUAUUGGAGAAAGGGGGCAUCAAGAGAGGGUUUGCAGCAACCAUUAACAAAUGUAAAAGUACAGGGUCCAAGAUCUUCCUUGCUUUUUUUGAAGAGGGCAAUAUCGAUAUUCCUAGUUUACUAUUAUACCCUUAUCAAUUUCGCAAAUAGGCCGACAGAACCUCUUAAAUUUGUUCCAAACAGUGUGUAAAAUAGUAAAUUGACUUUUCUUGUUCUUUAUUGUUUUAGUUUUGGACUAUAGACUAUGAGCCAGUGGGCCUUAUAGCUCUAAACCCAAAGCUCUGUUCUUUGAAUUAGAUCCUGAAUUAGAACUGGGUUAUUCCUCCAGGAUUUCUUGAGUUCAGUCAUAUUAGGCAGCGAAAUGAUUGCUUUUGCUGAAAAAAAAGGGAAAAUUAAGAUUGGUGGAUUGAUUCGUUCUGCUUCAAUCUGUUCAGAAUUCUUAUGUUUGUUUGUCCCAAGCAUUUGAUUUAAAGCAGAAAGUGUCCUAGCAUGGGAUUUUCAUAAACUGGCAAUCCUGUGGAUGUUCUUUUCUGGUGCUGUCUCUUGCAUGCUUGUCGUCUCGUCUUCAAGUGAGGUUGAAAUGAGGGGUCCAUCUCAUUCCCAGCAUUCAGGUGCCAGGAAAUAUAUAGUGAAAUCUUAUUUUGAGAAAUAUGAGAACCUGUGUGAUUCGAGUUUUGAAGAUUUUAUGGCACAUGAACUUUCUUCCAGUUUGUGUCAAGUGUUUCCUGAUAAUCGGAAUCUUGACGUGAGGCUAUCAGUUUUAGAGCACUCUCUGGUUGGUGAAGGUUCGCAUUGUCAUUUAUCUUCAUCUAUCAAAUUGCAGAUUGAGGCAGACUCCAUUCCUAAAUUGCCUGCUCAUUUCUGUGAAGUUAUAAUUAUACAAAGACUGCCCCUGGGUGUUUUUGCUGACCCAUUUGAACUACAACAUCUUCACGAGCGCAAGGUGUUUACAAAUGUAGCUGUUUUUGGAGACACCAACUUAGAAUUGCCUUCAUUUCGGUCCAAUCGAUCUGUUGUUGAAGUCCACAUGGAUGCCGGAUCCAACAUCUUUUCAGAGCAGAAUAACGGAUUGGAAAUGAACAUAGAGCUUCCAUUACAUGCAAGAUAUCAGCCCCUGGAUGAAAGUGGCUAUUCGAUUGUUGAAAUUGGUGAACCUGAUGUACUGUUGAGCUGCAGCAUGGAAGGAAAACAAUAUAAUCAGAGUUGUUUGUUUAUGUCACCCAAUGACAGUGCUAAAUCCAGAAUCGGUGCUGUUGCAUGGAGAAUACCUUCUGGGAUGAAGGCACAUACUGGAUUUGUAUCAGUUGUUACCUUUGUUACAGCCUUCUUAUCAACUCUUUCAAUUGUAGUGACAUCCAUAUUUUGUUCAGGCAUCAAGGUGUCCAAAAACAUGAAACAAUCUUAGCCAACUUCUGUUUCUACGCAAUAAAUUUGUUUUUAUGGGACAGAUAACACGUCUGUCACUUAAAAGACUUUUGACAUCAUUUUUUCUGAGUUUAAUGUC